AUGCGAAAAGCCGUUCGAAAUCUGGGAGGCCCAUAUAAUAUUCCCCUGUUGGGUGGCCUGCAAUUGGCCUAUGGUAUAACUCCCAAAAAUGUUUUUGACAAGCCAACGGAGCUGAGAAAAAUUAUAACUCCGGCAUUUUAUUUUAAAAUCUUGGAAGAAUUUUCGGAGGUGCUUCAACAACGGUCGGAAAUAUUGGUCGACUGUUUGGCCUCAAAGGCGAAUGGUGAAAUGGCGUUUGAUAUUUAUCCUCUGGUGUGUUCAGCUACCUUGGAUAUUAUUGUCGAAACAGCUAUGGGCACUAAGGUGGGGGCACAGACUGGUGGUACUAAGCGUUAUACUCAAGCAGUUACAGAAAUGACAAAUAUGUUGGGCUGGAGAUUUUUACAGGUCCACUUAAAGAACGAAGUUAUUUUCUCAAUUUUACAUUCGCUUAAGAAAUUGCAGUCAAUGAAAAAUUUACGCAUAAUGUAUGAGUUCACACACAAUGUAAUUAAGGAAAGGCGUAACACCUUGGAAGCUUCGGUGAAAAAAUCGCCCACCCAAACUAUUGAGGACAUUGAUCUCAGUGACAUUGGUACUAGGAAAAGAAUGGCAUUGUUAGAUGUUCUACUGCAGUCCACUACAGAUGGCGAAUCCUUAACCGAUGAAGAUAUCCACAGCGACGGCUCUUAG
Messenger RNA from Musca vetustissima, 672 nucleotides. Its product is annotated as cytochrome P450 4d8-like. NCBI's taxonomy places the organism in Eukaryota, Metazoa, Arthropoda, Insecta, Diptera, Muscidae. The transcript has 3 exons. Gene Ontology annotation, molecular function: iron ion binding; heme binding; oxidoreductase activity, acting on paired donors, with incorporation or reduction of molecular oxygen. The record is from RefSeq and is a predicted model, not a curated record. The coding region runs from base 1 to 672 and encodes 223 amino acids.